UUAAAAACAGAAACCUCAGACCUCAAAUUUUGACUCCCAUCCCUCUCUCUAUCCGUAUAUAGAUGCCACCGUCACCUCCAUAAUUGAACCAAACGUUCCAAAUCCAAACUUCAUAAAAUGGAGAUGUCUUCCCGACAAUCUCUGUUUCUCGCACUCCUCCCUGUUUUCCUCCUCCCCGGCGGCGUCCGUUCCAUAGGCGUUAACUAUGGAACAUUGGGCGACAACCUCCCGUCGCCGGCGGAGGUCGCCAGAUUCAUCAAGGACAGGACCAUCAUCGACCGGAUCAAAAUCUUUGACGUCAACCCGGACAUUCUCCGGGCUUUCGCCAACACCGGGAUCCUCGUAACCGUCACCGUCCCCAACGGCGAGAUUCUCCCUCUGGCGGAUCCGGGCUACGCCCGGCAAUGGGUCGCCGACAAAAUCAAACCUUUUUACCCGGCGACGAAGAUCAACAUCAUCGCCGUCGGGAAUGAGGUCCUCCACUGGGGCACGCCGGAGAUGCAGAACGGCCUUGUCCGGGCCAUGAGAAGUUUGUACGAUGCUCUGAAAGACUCCGGGAUCAAUUAUAUUAAGGUUUCAAGCCCUCAUUCGCUGGGGAUUAUGUUGAGAUCCGACCCGCCAAGUAUGGGCCGGUUCAGGCCCGGAUGGGACGUCGGGAUCCUCGCGCCGAUGCUUCAGUUCCUCCGGGAAACGAAGGGUCCUUUUAUGGUAAACCCAUACCCGUAUUUCGGGUACAGCCCGGACAAAACGGAUCUCGCUCUCUUCCGGCCAAACAAAGGCUACGUCGACCGGUACUCGAAGAGGACUUACGGAAAUAUGUUCGACAUGCUUCUGGACUCUGUUUACAUGGCGAUGAAGCGGCUGGGGUACCCGGACGUGGAGAUUGUGGCGGCGGAGACGGGGUGGGCGUCCGCCGGAGAAACGUACGAGCCGAAGUGUACGGUGGAGAACGCGCAGUCGUAUAACGGCGGGCUGAUGAGGAAGUACUUGGCCGGAGCGGGGACGCCGUUGAUGCCGCGGACGAGAACGGAGAUUUAUAUAUUUGCUCUGUUUAAUGAGAACCAGAAACCCGGGUCAACGGCGGAGAGGAACUUCGGGCUUUUCCGGCCGGAUUUCAGCUCGGUUUAUGACAUUGGGAUUAUGAAGGGGGAAAAGGUUCCGUCUUUGCCUCAACCCCACCCACGUCCUAAUCCACAGCCUAAGCCAAGACCAGGACCAUCUGGCAAAUUCUGUGUACCAAAACCUACUGCCACUGAUGCGCAGCUCCAAGCAAACAUAGACUAUGUGUGCAAUCAAGGCGGCGUGGACUGCAGUCCCAUCCGUCCCGGGGGCGCGUGCUUCAACCCCAACACUGUCCGGGCUCACGCCACUUACUUAAUGAACACCUUCUAUCAGACCAAGGGCCGUAAAGAUUUCCAGUGUGACUUCUCGAGCAGCGCCACAUUAACCACCACUGAUCCAAGCUACGGUUCAUGCAAAUACCUCUCCACGAGUAAAUCUUGAUGCGUCGUCGUACGUGCAUGCAUGCAUGGCAGGCCUGCUGAUCGAGAGGAACAUAUAAGUGACCCUUUAGGUGGAUGUAUACAAUAUGCAGGUCUUGUAUCUUAAUGACUUGAUUGGUCCUGUUUGUAUAUGUAUUAUUGUGUAUCAAUUUCUUGUCACCUUUUUGCGGCUAAGCUUGUAACCUCACCUCGUUAAUUUACAUAUUGUAACAGAAGAUAAUACUUUUGGAAUCCCGGCUAAUCUAAGUUAGGUUUGUAAUUAACGUGUUCAAUUCUGAGCUUCCAAUCAAUACAUCCAG
Cuscuta epithymum is the source of this 1801-nucleotide messenger RNA. The record is from the annotation of a GenBank genome assembly. Lineage: Eukaryota; Viridiplantae; Streptophyta; Magnoliopsida; Solanales; Convolvulaceae.